AUGGGCAAAUCUUCCAAAGACAAAAGGGACGCCUACUACCGUCUCGCCAAGGAACAAAACUGGCGUGCCCGCAGCGCCUUCAAACUCAUCCAAAUCGACGAGCAAUUCGAUUUAUUCUCCUACGCCGAACCAGAGAAAUGCACGAGAGUGGUAGACCUGUGCGCCGCCCCAGGCAGUUGGAGCCAAGUGCUCAGUCGCAUCCUGAUCAAAGGCGAGAGUUUCGGCCGCCGAGCAUGGUGUGAGAGAAUGGACCGCUUCAACCGUCCACAGAUGGCACAAGUGGGCCAACAAGAAACCGACCUCGUAGGCGACUUGGACAUGGAGUCUCUGGACCUGGAUGACGGAAAGCAGUUCGACCGCGAGCUGAAACCCCGCGCCAACGUCAAGAUCGUCGCCAUAGACCUCCAGCCCAUGGCGCCCCUCGAGGGCAUCAUCCAAAUUCAAGCCGACAUCACGCACCCAUCCACGGUGCCACGCUUACUCCACGCCAUCGAUCCGGCCUUCACGCCCACAGACAGCACGCACCUCGUCGACCUGGUCAUCUCCGACGGCGCCCCGGACGUCACGGGCCUGCAUUCCCUGGACAUCUACGUCCAAAGCCAACUGCUCUAUUCGGCACUGACGCUCGCGACCAAAGUAUUGCGGCCCGGUGGGAAAUUCGUCGCCAAGAUCUUUAGAGGCCGGAACGUGGAUUUGAUCUAUGCACAAUUGAGAAUUCUAUUCGAGAGGGUUAGUGUGGCGAAGCCGAGGGCCAGUCGGGCGAGUAGUAUUGAGGCGUUUGUCGUCUGUGAGGGUUACAGGCCGGUGCUGGUCCGGAACAGAGACGGAGAGGAGGUGCUGUGGACGCCGGAGAUCGGAGAUGCACCCGAGCCGGCGAACGGAGACGUCUCGGGACGAGGCAGGCAGGAUAAUGCUGCUGUGGGAGAAAAGUCCGAUGAUGAGCCCACUACUUCUGCAGAGUCAGCACCAUCCGGUGGGGCCAGAACGCCAGGACAGACCCGCCAUCGACGCCCUGACGGCGUCGUCGAACUACAUUUCCCCGACGAACAGUCUGAUCCGCCAAGGUACAUCGCCCCGUUCUUGGCCUGUGGCGACCUCUCAGCCUGGGAUAGCGACGCUACCUACAAGUUACCAGCAGGCCACGUCAGCCUCGACCCGGUUCAACCGCCAACAGCACCACCCUAUAAGAUGGCAAUCGAACGACGACGAAUCGAGGGUGGAAUGUACGGCAAGACCAAGAAAAGAGACAACCUUCAGAGCAGCGACGCGGGAUAA
This is a messenger RNA of Cladophialophora yegresii CBS 114405, 1275 nucleotides long. Its product is annotated as 23S rRNA (-2'-O)-methyltransferase. NCBI's taxonomy places the organism in Eukaryota, Fungi, Ascomycota, Eurotiomycetes, Chaetothyriales, Herpotrichiellaceae. Gene Ontology annotation, cellular component: cytoplasm. The transcript has a single exon. Gene Ontology annotation, molecular function: tRNA methyltransferase activity. Bases 1 to 1275 code for a protein of 424 amino acids. The record is from RefSeq and is a predicted model, not a curated record. Gene Ontology annotation, biological process: cytoplasmic translation; tRNA methylation.